GUGACUGGCCAAUGGUCUUUUUCUUGGCCUAGAAGGGCGCAGGGAGCUGAAGGUAACCGAGUGGCAGCGAUCGAGUCCCGGCGAAGUCUGUCGCGGAGUCACGGUGAAAAACACCAACAGCCACAAAAUGCCGAAUAAAACUAAAAAGGAAAAGGAACCAACCAAAUCUGCCAAAAGUAGCACUAAAAACAGUAAUGCCACUAGUGGGAAAGACACAGGAACUGAAAAUGCAGAUGAGGCGCAGCAGCAGCAAACUGCCAGCAAGCGUCCCAGCAACAGCACCCCACCACCCACUCAGCUCAACAAGAUCAAGUACUCUGGCGGGCCCCAGAUCGUCAAGAAGGAGCGUCGCCAGAGUUCGUCACGAUUCAACCUCGCCAAGAACAGAGAGCUGCAGAAGCUUCCUGCCCUCAAAGAUGCGCCCCUUAUUGACCGGGAGGAGCUGUUUGUGCAGAAGCUGCGGCAGUGCUGCGUGCUCUUUGACUUUGUCAUGGAUCCUCUGAGCGACCUGAAGUACAAGGAGGUGAAGCGUGCCGGUCUGAAUGAGAUGGUGGAGUACAUCACGCACAACCGCGAUGUGGUCACCGAGUCCAUCUACCCAGAGGGUGUCAUCAUGUUUUCAAUCAACUUGUUCAGGACCCUACCACCAUCCUCCAACCCCACAGGGGCUGAGUUUGACCCAGAGGAGGACGAGCCCACAUUAGAGGCUGCCUGGCCACACCUACAGCUGGUGUAUGAAUUCUUCUUACGAUUCCUGGAGUCCCCUGAUUUCCAGCCUAACGUCGCUAAAAAAUACAUUGACCAAAAGUUUGUACUGUCUCUCCUGGAGCUGUUUGACAGUGAAGACCCCAGGGAGCGGGACUUCCUGAAGACCAUCCUCCAUAGGAUCUACGGCAAGUUCCUGGGCCUCCGGGCCUACAUCCGCAGACAGAUCAACAACAUAUUCUACAGGUUUAUAUAUGAAACGGAGCAUCACAAUGGAAUCGCAGAGCUCUUAGAAAUCUUAGGAAGCAUAAUCAAUGGCUUUGCCCUGCCAUUGAAAGAGGAGCACAAAAUGUUCCUGAUCCGAGUGCUGCUGCCGCUUCACAAAGUGAAGUCACUCAGCGUCUACCACCCACAGCUGGCAUAUUGCGUUGUGCAGUUCUUGGAAAAGGACAGCAGUCUAACUGAACCGGUGAUCAUGGGCCUGCUGAAGUUCUGGCCUAAGACCCACAGCCCCAAAGAGGUGAUGUUCCUCAACGAGCUUGAGGAGAUCCUGGACGUCAUUGAGCCCUCUGAGUUCGUCAAGAUCAUGGAGCCGCUGUUCAGACAGCUGGCCAAGUGUGUGUCCAGUCCACAUUUCCAGGUGGCAGAGAGGGCGCUGUACUACUGGAACAAUGAGUACAUUAUGAGCCUGAUCAGCGACAAUGCAGCCAAGAUCCUCCCCAUCAUGUUCCCUGCUCUCUACAAGAACUCCAAAAGCCACUGGAACAAGACAAUCCAUGGGCUGAUCUACAACGCCCUGAAGCUCUUCAUGGAGAUGAACCAGAAGCUGUUUGAUGACUGCACCCAGCAGUACAAGGCCGAGAAACAGAAAGAGAAGUGCAAGCUGAAGGAGCGUGAGGAGGUCUGGCACAAGAUAGAGGAGCUGGCCAAGCAUAACCCACAGGUUACCAACCUCCGACCUGGUCUCCACCCACAAGAAGAGUACAUGAUGUACAGUGAGAGUCCGGGAGGGGUGCCCUUGUACUCCAUGGAGACGGAGACGCCCACUGCUGAGGACAUUCAGCUGCUGAAGAAGACUGUCGAGACAGAGGCCACACAGGUACAACUACCAGCACACUCCCAGGGGAUGAAGGACAUCAAGAAAGACAAGGUGAUGAUCCGGCGGAAGUCGGAGCUGCCGCAGGACGUGUACACUAUAAAAGCCCUGGAGCAGCACAAGAGAGCGGAGGAGUACCUGACGGCCAACGAGGAGGCCCUCUGACCAGGGAGCAGUGGCACUCCUCCCUCCCUCUAUGUCGCAUCCAAACAGUCACCUGCUUUACGCCCCCUCUUCUCCUCCACUCCUCCAUCUCUGCCGGAGAUCCCCAUCUGCAGAAAAAAACAGGGCCAUCACAGAGACGGACAAGAACACACAUACUCCUAUGCGCACACAUAGGAACAUACAGACCUACAAUUGUUCCAGCUUGCACAAAAAUACUCACACAUACUUGACUACAGUGGGCCGAUCAUUAGGUUGCACGAGGACAACAAUAACACAACAGUAGUAUUAAGUGUAAACAUCCGUGAAGCAUGUUUCUUUGUUUCCUUUCGGAACCCAGCAUUACCUAUAGAGGGCAGUAGAUUGUGAGUGAUUCUCUUGCGAGCUUGCUAGCUUGUCUGGCGUGAGAGGGUGUGGGUUAUAUGUAUGGUUUGGUGGAUAAUGGGGCCAUGCUCUAGUCUAGCUGGAAGUCUAGUGGAAGUAGUGGUUCUGCUCUGUAAAAACCCCUAGCUGUCAGGUCAUGCCCAGGGAACAUAGUAAAUGUUGGGGAAGCCAAAUCUGGGACACAAUGCUUACAAGACAACUUAGUAGUGCUGAGCUAUUAUCCGAAAUGUAGGUUGUUUUUCGUUUUUUUAAUAACUAAUUGACCGACAUUGGUUCAAUUAUUUGAAUUCCAUUUUAUUUAUUUAAUUUUUUGUGAGCUCAA
Molecule: messenger RNA, 2669 nt
Organism: Coregonus clupeaformis (lake whitefish)
Lineage: Eukaryota; Metazoa; Chordata; Actinopteri; Salmoniformes; Salmonidae
Product: serine/threonine-protein phosphatase 2A 56 kDa regulatory subunit delta isoform
Exons: 17
Coding region: 128-1966 (612 amino acids)
Biological process (GO): signal transduction; protein dephosphorylation
Cellular component (GO): protein phosphatase type 2A complex; nucleus; cytosol
Molecular function (GO): protein phosphatase activator activity
Source: RefSeq, a predicted model, not a curated record